Vigna radiata var. radiata (mung bean) is the source of this 4629-nucleotide messenger RNA. Its product is annotated as protein FAR-RED IMPAIRED RESPONSE 1-like. Gene Ontology annotation, molecular function: zinc ion binding. Gene Ontology annotation, biological process: regulation of DNA-templated transcription. The transcript is spliced from 3 exons. The record is from RefSeq and is a predicted model, not a curated record. NCBI's taxonomy places the organism in Eukaryota, Viridiplantae, Streptophyta, Magnoliopsida, Fabales, Fabaceae. Bases 1860 to 2879 code for a protein of 339 amino acids.
CCCAUGCAAUAGGAAAGCUUUGAGCUUCUAGUUAAUAUUAAUUUUUUUAUUUACCUACUAUUAUAACAUUUUCGUUUUCCUUUUUCACCUUUAUCAUGCAUUUAAUGAAGGAGAUAUCACGAAAAAUAUUCUGCAGAUCACUUUUUCACACCCUCCCAUGCAAUAGGAAAGCUUUCAGCUUCUUAAUGAAAGAUGCAUUUAAUGUAGGAAAAUUUAAAGUUACUUGCACACUCCACGUAUUGACACCUUUUCCCUACUUAAUUUAUGACAUGCAUUAAAUGCUCAAUCCUUCCUUAAACACAAUAAUCUGUACUGGUCAUUUGUUGUGCUUCAUCUUCUUUGAUUUAAUUGCUUCUACCUUAAACAAUUCAACUUUCGAACUUUCAACUUUUGCAUUAGUUGUGCUUCUUCUCACUAGACGUCCACUUUCAUGACUAUUUCUUUCAUUCAUGUGCAUUAAAGAAGCUUUUAAAGGCAUUGUUUGGUAGUUGGUCAUUGGUCAGAAGCACAACAACAACAUUAAACGAGGAGUAAAUUCAUUGAAGUCCUUCAACUGUAAUACAUUAAAGGGUUGGACAGUUGGACAGUUGGACAGUUGUCCAGAGAACAUGACUGUGCUUGGUGAAAGCAAUGAGGAAUUUUUUACCGUACAUGAUAGUUGUUUGGAGUUGGUUCCUACUUUGAACAUGUGUUUUGACACUAUGGAAGAAGCAAAGAAAUUUUAUUCUGACUAUGAAAAAAGAUGUGGUUUUGGUGUUUGAACAAGAACUUCUAAAAAGGACGACAAUAACGAAGUGUACUACUUGAGAUUGAUAUGUUCAAGGGAAGGUAAAUAUGUUUCUAACAUUCGUCCAGAAGUGAAAACUCUGCCUAGUCAGACUAAUCAAUGCCCUGCUGGAAUAAUAAUUGCUUGAAAAGAUGACAAAUGGGUUGUAAGGACUGUAGUUGUAGAGCACAAUCAUGAGCUUUGUCCACAAACCUCGAAUCUAAUCUGUGCCAAUAGAAAAUUAAACAUGCAUGCGAAGCACGCAUUAGAAGUUAACGAUGAUGCCAGUGUACGUAUUAACAAGAGUUUCCUUAACAUGGUUGGUGAAGCUGGUGGAUAUGAAAAUAUGCAAUUUAUGGAGAGAGAUGCUAGGAACUUCAUUGGUCAACAUAGAAGGUCAAUUUGUAAGGAGGGGGAUGGUCAAGCGCUGCUAUGUCACUUUUCAAAAAUGAGAGACCUCAAUAAUGAUUUCUUCUAUGACCUAGAAAUGGAUGAAGGAAAUAUAAUUACUAGUCUAUUUUAGGCGAACACUAAAAGCCGAGCUGCUUGUGAGGAAUUCGAUGACGUGGUGUCUUUUGAUACCACUUAUUUAACAAAAAAAUAUGAUAUGCCAUUUGCUCCAUUUGUGGGAGUAAACCAUCAUGGACAAUCCAUCCUACUUGGUUGUGGAUUACUCUCAUUAGAGGACACUAGGUCAUUUGUGUGGUUAUUCCAAAGUUGGUUAAGAUGCAUAGGCAACAAGGCACCAGACAGUAUUGUAACUAACCAAUGUAGGGCCAUGGCUAAUGCAAUUGAAGAAGUCUUCCCCACAACAAAGCAUAGGUGGUGUUUGUGGCACAUAAUAAAAAAUAUACUUGAAAAAUAACAAUGGUAUAAAAAUUAUGUUGGUAUCAAAAGUGAUAUCAAAGUGCUUGUCUAUGACUGCUGUUCUACAACAAACUUUGAAAUCGGUUGGAAAGAACUACUUAGAAAACACAACUUAGAAAAUAAUGAAUGGUUAUGUAAUUUGUACGACGAGAGACACAAGUGGGUGCCUUGCUACUUGAAGAAUCAUUUUUGGGCUGGUAUGUCCAUAAAUUAGUGAAGUGAGGGAAUGAAUGGAUUCUUUGAUGGAUUCCUCAAUUCCAGUAUGACACUUCAACAAUUUGUGGUUCAAUACGAUAAUGCUCUUAAAUUCAAAGCCCAAAAAGAAAUAGAAGCCAACUUCUCUUCCCUCAAUACCAAGGUUGCAUGUGGGUCUCAAUCACCUAUUGAAAGACAAUUUCAAGUUGAGUACACACAUGCAAAAUUUGAGGAAGUACAGAUUGAGUUUCAGUCCAGGAUGAAUUGUUUCAUCAAAGAAGAGUGCAUGUGGGAUGGAAUAUGUGCUGCCAAAUAUUACCAUGUUGAAUUUGAUCCUCUUACAAAUGAUACAAGAUGUUAUUGCCUACUCUUUGAGUUUAAAGGUAUCAUUUGUCGGCAUUGCCUAUUGGUUCUCGGUCAGGAAGAUGUACAAAAUGUCCCCUCCAAAUUUGUUCUUUGCCGUUGGAGCAAAAAUAUCCGAAGAAAGCACACACUGAUUAGAGCAACUUAUAGUUCUUUGCAUCAGGAACCCAAGAUGCAAAGAUACCAAUCGUUGUGUAAGCGAUUUUAUGACAUAGCUGAGGCUGCAUGUGAAUCUGAAUCUGCAUCUCAUGAAUUUGAAAAAGAAUUGAAUUGUCUUGGUAAAAAGUUUGGAGUCACUUCAUCAUUACGGAAUAACAUAAUAAGUGAGGGAGGACAACUCAGGUAUGACAAUCCCUUGACCGAUACUCCAUCGUACACCGCAUGUGGAAGUAGUGAUGUACUUGUUCGCAGUCCCGUAGUGGUGAAGCGUAAAGGUCGACCAAGAACUAACAGGUUGAAGUCAAGUGUUGAAACAUUAAGUAGAAAAGGGAAAACCGCUUCAAGGAAACAUGCUUCAACAACAAUGCUUCAACAAAAUGAAACAACAUGUAGUGUUACACAAUCUGAAGAGGUCCUUUGUUAUUCAACCGAAACGCAAGAAGUUUCACAACUAUCUGAAAUGGCUUCACUUGGGUUUAUGUCAUUGUUAUCUACUGUUCAUAAUAAUUUUGAUAACUCACAAUGUUGAUGUAUGUUAUUAUUAGAUGAUCUCUUAUUUCGUUAUAUUUUUCAAAACUGUUGUGCACAAUGUUGACAGGUUAAUCUUUGGAACUAGAUGAUAUGACAUUAACUGCUUUGGUAAUCGAUUACAAUGACAAUUGUAAUCAAUUAUAGUAGCAUGUCAGCCAACAGAUGUUGUGGCGCUACAUCCACGUUUAAUAACCUCCAUCAUUUCUGUAAUAACUUCCCUGCACCCAGGUUUAAUAGCACGUCCACCCAAACAGUUUCCUGCCUCACCCACUACCCCAUUGUUAUUAAAUACCGUUGUAACCCAUUUCCCCAAUGAAAACGUUCAUGAUGCCUAACACAUAUAACCUCCAAUCCCCUUUGAAAACCCUAAACACCACUAAUGGCAGAUCAUGCUCACAAGAAACUUAGGGCUUCCUCUUCCACAGGGGGACGUCAAAGUCACCCACCACCAUCCCCUCCAUUGUCGCCACCAUUAACAAGUAACGAACUGUUCUCCAACAACGAGCAAUAUGAAAGGUUCUCUGCACAUUUCUUUGAACGUCCAAUCAUUGAAAGGAAGUAUCUUGACGACGUGUUUUUCGAACCAGGGGAAUUCAAAUUCUACGACAUUUUGACAAAGGCUGGGCUAAAUGAUUUUGUUGCUUAUAGACGCCACUACUACCCCGAAUUAGUUCGAGUUUUCUCCAACAAUAUGCGUAUAUCAGAAUCUGGAGUAAUUCGAACCGAGGUUAAGAAGUUCAAAAUCACUAUCAAACCUUCUCUUUUUAAUAAACUAACUUCCAUUCCUUGCGUUGGUGUUCGUUUUGAAGGAAAUCUUGUUGACGAGUGGAAGGAGGAAUACAAUUCUGUUACUGCUAGGCAAUUGAUUUGUAAACCAGGUCCAAGUCCAAUCAAUAGAGGUAGAUUAUUGGCUGGGCGUAUGAAGUUUGAAUGUAGGAUACUUCAUUAUGUACUUUGUCGGAUCUUACUUCCUCGCUCAACGAAUGUUGCAUAGGCAACGAAGGAGGACAUUAUGUUGAUGUGGGUGCUGAUGAAUUCUGUUGAGAUUAACUGGGGCCAUAUCAUUCGAAAUAGGAUGAAAAAGGGCUACAAGGGACAACGCCAACUCCCAUAUCCACAUCUAAUUACCACAUUCAUGGAACACUUUGGUGUCCCUACACAAAGUGAUCCUUUAACCCAAGUCAACGAUAAACAGAGGAUUGGUUUCGAUGUUUUAACAUUAAUAGGUUAUGAAAAAAAUGCUGAAGGAAUAUGGUUUUACAAAGAUGACGUUGACAAUGCAGAAGAAGAAGGUAAUGAAGACCCACAGGUUGGUAAUGAAGAACACGAAGAAAGACAACCGUCUCCAAUUCCAGAUCAAUCCUCUUCUACCACAUUAAGUGAAGUAAUCACACAAAUACAAGAUCUCCGCAUGUUCUUGAGCGAUAGAUUAGACACAAUUGAAAGUCGAGUUGGAAGUGUGGAGGAACAACUUAUUAACUUCCGCAACGAAUUUGAUCGACAAUCGGCUUCUUAGAUUAAAUUUCAUUCUUGGGUGUUAUGUAACUUUUCUUUUCAGAACUUGUUGUUUCGUCAACUUUUGUUAAGUCUAUAUAUUAAUGUAUGUGGCUUUUAUUAUUGUUAUCACUUCUCACAUUACUCAAUAAACUUCAUUACGACUUUUUACGUGUGUUUCAUAUUGAAGAACCAACAUAUAGUUUUCAAAAGACUAUCUUAACGAAUAUGCAAUCAGGCUUAACCAAGACAAA